AUGAGAUCGGCCCGCAGCGACGACAAGAAGCGGAAACCUUCGCGGGACUUUCCAGCCCACGCUCAGGUGCCCGUGGGCAAAGUCCUUCCGAGCGGCGGCACGUCGUCGUCGUGCUCCUCCACUAAAGGACGGGUCGAGCUCAAUGCAGUGGCACCUGCAGCAGUCCCGCGCAUGCGCGACCCGUUCCACAUCCUCAAUCAUGACGAGAGCAAUGAGCUGCGGUCCACGGGCAAACGCUCGACGCGCGCGGACUCCGUGUUGUCCGUGAGCUCGAGGUCGUCGUUGCUGUCGCUCGACGACUCGUUCCAGUUCUCAGGCGGCGACGAGGACGAAGACGGUGCGUCGAAACUGCCCAAGAACCAGCGACCGGUACAGCCAGUGGACGAACGCGAAUACUUUGAACGGAUGUGGGCCGAGAACUUUAAGAACUCGGAGGCGCAGGUCAGCAGCACGACAGGAUACUUGCCCGUAGGUGCAGCCGGUCGCCUGAACCGCAUCAAAAGCUUUUCGUUUGCGCGGGAACCUGUGUCGCACAAGUUGUACGCAGUGUUUCGACUGGAGAUCGAGUGCAUCGUGAGUGAGAAGCAGUGGACGAUUUAUCGCCGAUUCCACGACUUUAAGCAGCUCGCACAUCAGUUGAAAAAUGAAUCAGUCCGUGUUUCAGCGGUUCCCACAAAGACGUUGAUGCGCUCGUUGGACCCAAGCUUUUUGCGUAAGCGCCAGCUGGAGUUGGACAGGUGGCUGCGAGAAGUGCUGAUGCUAAUUAGUCUCGAGAACUGCAAAGUUGACACGGACCGAUAUACCGAGUGCUGUGGAAACCGCGGAUUCCACGCAAGUGUGCGUCUCAUCCGCCACUUUCUUACACACAAGGCGAACGAGCCGCCAGUGUUUGAGGAGUCGUCAUUGUCGUCUAGUUCCCAUGUGCCAUCGAAUUCGUCCAGUGGGUUCUCUUCUUCGAGUUCGGGUUCUGGGCGACCCCCGCUGUUAAGUACGUCGGAGCGUAAGACUGGUUCAGAGCCGAUGUUGCACGAGGCGGAAGAAGGUAGUGGCAUUUCACGUGGACGUAAAACUCGCGUUGGGUCAGCUGGUCAAGUUGGUGCAAAUUCGUUUGGCAGCAGAGUUCGUGUAAACUCUGCUGACAUGGCUAGAUGUUGUGAUAGAAAAACGAAUGCUGCCUCGAUGGAGUACCGUGAGCUGCAGUCACGCGGUGAAAGGCCGCAUGGGAAAUUGUCACCGAAAGAAGAACCGAUGGACGGUCGUCAAAAUGUACCGUUUGACGCUCUUACAUCAACUGAAGAGCGGCGGAGCGUGAUUCUUCAGGAUGCGGACGACGAUAAUGAAGCGUUUGAGCUCGAGCAUAGCUCCAGGCGGCAAAGUAGUAAGGUGUCGCUGAAGGAGUUCGACGUGCUGAGGAUGAUUGGAAAGGGGUCGUUUGGUAAGGUGCUGCUUGUCCGGAAGGAGCACACGUCAGAGCUGUUCGCCGUCAAGAUACUGAGGAAGCAGGCGAUUGUGAAAAAGCAGCAAGUGGAACACACACGGACCGAGCGUCGCGUUUUAGCCUCCAUAUCGCACCCGUUUGUUGUAUGUUUGCACUACGCCUUCCAAACAAAGGACAAGCUGUAUUUCGUACUCGAUUACUGUCCAGGUGGAGACUUGUUCUUUCACCUAAGUCGAUGCGGAUGCUUCCCUGAGGCUAUGGCGAAGUUUUACGCCGCCGAGAUUGUGUUGGCACUGAUUCAUUUGCACGAGCAGGGCAUUGUUUAUCGAGAUCUCAAACCGGAGAACAUAAUGCUGGACGUAGAUGGUCAUGUGAAACUUGCUGAUUUCGGGUUGGCGAAAGAAGGUAUCAAUAGCGAACUUAGUGGGACGUACACCAUGUGUGGGACGCCCGAGUACUUGCCACCCGAGAUCCUUAACCGUGUUGGCCAUGGCACAGCUGUGGACUGGUGGAAUUUGGGUAUGGUGCUUUACGAGAUGCUGACUGGACGGCCACCGUGGUAUACACAAGAUCGACAGGAGCUGUUUCACCGCCUUCGUGGUGCUGAGCUCCAGUUUCCGCAGGGACUAACUCCGGAGGCUAUGAAUCUGAUCGAAGGCCUACUCACACGCGAUCCGGCCAAGCGUCUCGGCGCUAUUGAUGUCCGUGAGAUUACCUACCACCCAUUCUUUGCGGAGAUUGACUGGAGUUUGCUGUACAACCGCCAGGUGCAGCCGCUAUAUCGCCCAUGCCAGUACACGGAUCCAAUCGAUGCAGCUAAUUUUGAGGAGGAGUUUACGAAGCUACCGCUCGCCCAAAUCGACAGUGCAGGUCUUAGCGUACCAAGCGACAAUAUGCCAGAAAAGAGUGACGACGGCAGGGAUUCUAUGACUGACUCGGCAAACUACUCGGCCAUUGCUGCCGCAACCGCGGAAAUUAGAGCAAGUAUGUGCAAUGGCGCUGCUCACAAUACGGGGGCGAGCAUAAGCAGCACGGAGCGCAACAGCACGCUACGCAACCUCUCGUACACUUUUGCCGGCUUCACUUACGACGGCACCAAUUCUUCCCUCGCGCGGUCCGACAAUCUCACAUCCGACGGUGUACAGUAA
Molecule: messenger RNA, 2586 nt
Organism: Hyaloperonospora brassicae
Lineage: Eukaryota; Oomycota; Peronosporomycetes; Peronosporales; Peronosporaceae
Source: the annotation of a GenBank genome assembly